Molecule: messenger RNA, 3798 nt
Organism: Pundamilia nyererei
Lineage: Eukaryota; Metazoa; Chordata; Actinopteri; Cichliformes; Cichlidae
Gene: nol8
Product: nucleolar protein 8
Exons: 19
Coding region: 64-3543 (1159 amino acids)
Biological process (GO): protein localization to nucleolus
Cellular component (GO): nucleolus
Molecular function (GO): RNA binding
Source: RefSeq, a predicted model, not a curated record
GCAGGACCUCAGCUCCGGACAGAAAUUGUGGUAACACCAGCUGGAUACAUGUGAGUCACAGCAAUGCGACGACUGUACGUCGGUGGGUUAAGCCACACGGUCACUGAGAAGGAUCUGAAGGAUCGAUUUGGAAAGUUUGGAGCCGUUGAGGAUGUGGAGCUCCGGACCAGGAAAGACCCAGAGGGUGUUCCCUUUAAAACCUUUGGCUAUGUCAACAUCAAUAUUUCAGAUCCCGACCUGAAGAAAUGCCUGACAGUGCUAAACAAGUCUAAAUGGAAAGGGGGAACUCUGCAGAUUGAAAUAGCAAAAGAGAGUUUCCUGCACAGGCUGGCUCAGGAGCGGCAGGAGUCAGCAGAGCAGCGUCUCCAACAGCCUGCAGCUGAGGACAAGAGACAGAAGCUUCUGGACUCACUGAGUAAAGCUGGUGUGGACAACUUCACCAUGAAGGCUGCGGUUCCGGGGACCGAAAUCCCAGGACACAAGGACUGGGUGGUCAGUAAAUUUGGACGGGUCCUCCCCAUCUUGCAGCUCAGAAGUCAGAAAGGCAGCAAAUCUCGAAACCUGAAGUACGACCCAUCGAAAUACAGCCACAAUAUUCGCAAACUGGACCGAAACACCAUCCCUGAUGAGGCCACACCUGUGACCCAGCUCACCUGGGAGGUCCAGGGUGGGGAUGAUGAAAUCAGUAAGAAGAGGCGGGGAGAGUUCCCCCCAUGUGAGCCAUGGAGACCCAAGAAGAGUCGGACAGACAAUGUUUCUGGCAGAACCAGAUUUGAACACCCUGUCAACUCUGUCAAUCGCACUGAGGCUCAUCAGCUCACCAACGGAUUUGAAAAACAAAACAACCACAGACUGGCACAGAAGAAGUGGACACGCUUUACUGACAGCGAUGCCGACUCAGAAGAGGGAAUCCGCAGGCUGGUGGCAGCUCAGCAGACCUACCAUGUUACACCACAGCAGCAGGAGGUGGAGGAGGAUAAUCUGGAAGUGGUUGGAUAUGACUUCUUAGCAAAAUCUGCAUGCAAAGGUGAUCAAGACAAGGAUGACUACGACUCUGCUGACACAGAUGAACUCUUUGCAUCGAGGAAACCUCCUCCUGCUAAAUGUCAGGAGAAACAUACUCCCCCAACAGCAGAGCACCUCUCAGGAAACAACACAGACAAGAAGAGAAAAACAAAGAAGAAGAGAAAAGCUGGAGAGCAAGAGGAAGAGGACGGAUCAACAGAUGAUGAAGAACACCUUACUUCUAGAAAACCGUCCUGCAUGCAGCAAAAGAGGGAUUCUAGUGAACAGAAGCUAAAUAAGAAAACUCGUGACCUCCCUGUCGCAAGGCCGUCCUCAUCAGAAUCAGAUAGGGAUGAGGAAGAUGAGGGUGAUGAAGUAGACUCGGUAGAUUCAUGUUCAGACUCUGAUUAUGAAGCCAUGUUUUCUAAUAUCACCCAUCUGGAGAUCUCCCUGGCUGACCUGCAGAGGCUAGCUGAGGCGGCCCAGCAGAACUCAAAGACUGUAGCUCCCAGCUUCCUCGGAGCUGGACUAGAACAAGAAACGCUUUUCCCGUCUUUUCCUGCAGAGCAACCUGCUCCAAAGAAAGGCUCCACGCCUGAAGAGAUCCUCGCCAUGAUAAUGGAGGACGACAGCAGCGAGGAUGAACAGAAGAAGAAAAAGAGGAAAAGACAAGCUGUCACGUCAGCACCACUGCCUGCCUUCCAGGGCACAAAAGCAUUGAAUGAGGUAUCGGAAGACGAGGAGGAGGACGAUGGAAGAGGAAGAGAGGUUAAAAAACAGAAGAUGAACUCUGAUUCUGCACAACUGGUUCACAAAGAAACAGACAGCAAAACCAUCACAAGCGUAAGAGACCAGAAUCAUGCAGAAACUAAGAUUUCGGACAGCAGUGAGCAAGAAGAGGAUGACGAUGAAGAAGAAGAAGAUGAGAAUGAUGAUGAUGAUGAUGAGAGUGAUGAUGGUGAUGAUGAUGAAGAAGAUGAGAGCAAGGCUUCACCUUCAUCCUGCAGCUCAUCUGGAAAGGAUAAGAAUGAGCCGCAGGUCAUUUCUGCUAAAGGGGGUGUGAAAGCAGCUUUGAACAGGGAAACCUCCACCAGUGAGGAAGAGGAGGAGGAAGAGCUGGCACUCCCCCGGAUGGCAUUAGGAGUUGAGGAGGAAGAGGAGCGGCAGAGAAAGGCCAACAUGAGGAGGCUGGCUGCUGUACAGCAACGACAGAAAGAGACCGAAGAACAUAAAAAACUCAUCCAGGGAGCACUAGCCAACCUGGAUGCUCCCGUGGCAGGAGCAGGGAAACACAUCGUAUUUGGCUCUGACGAUGAAGAAGAUGAUGGUAAUGACGAUGGAGAUCAGCAGAGGAUGGACUCAGAGGUCUUAGCAUCAAAGAAGACACUCUCCCAGGACGGCCAAUCAGAGGAUGAGGCCACUGGUGAUGAAGCCACAGCAAAUAAAAGUGUCAAAGUAAAAGCGGAGAUGCGUCUGAAGUCAUCGGGCCCUCAGCUGUUUGGCGGCAGUGACGAUGAAGAUGAGGAGGAUGGCAGCAGGUUUGACAUCAAGCCUCAGUUUGAGGGUCAAGCAGGACAGAAGCUGAUGGCGCUGCAGUCUCGCUUCGGGACAGAUGAGCGUUUCCAGAUGGACUCUCGCUUUCUGGAGGAGGAUGAAGAGGUUAAAGAGGAGGACGCAGAGACAAAGAAAACCCUGGUGGAAGAUGAUGAGGAUUUGGAGGAAGAGAAGAAGAAGACCCUGUCUAUUCUGCAGAGUGUGCUUGGCCAACAACACUGCAGCAGCAAGACUGCUGGCAAAGCCAAGAAGUUCAAAGAUGUGUCAGCGCUUCAUUACGACCCCAGCAAGGAAGAACAUGCUGCAUUUGAGACCAAGAAAGAGGAAGUCAAGAAGGAGAGCAAAGCUGCCAGGAAGAAGAAACGUGAGGAAGCUCAAAAGCUUCCUGAGGUUUCUAAAGAGAUUUAUUACGACGUGUCAGGCGACCUGAAGACCGUGUUCGGUCAGAGCAAGGAUGAGACGGAUCAACAAGAAGAGAAGAUGAACUGGGACCAGAAGGAGGAAGAAGAAGAGCGUAAAGAGAAGGAGGAAGAGUCAGCCCCGCUGCUCUCUGUUCCCAGUGUGGAAAAAGAGGAUUUGUGUGGAUUUAAAUUUUCCUUCUUUGGAGAUGACACAGAGACAGGAAGUAAAGAGACAGCCGACUACAAGGUAGAGGCCAUUCAAGCUCCAAAGGUGUCAUGGCAUCAAGACCCACGUUUCCAUGACAGCAGCUCAGAGGAGGAAGAGGAUGAGCAGGAGGAAGAUGAGGAGCAAGGCAACACCACAGCUAAAACUACAGAAGUGGUGAUGCCGUCACACACUGAGUUCUUCUUCUUUUACCCUGAUGAUGACAGACUGACAGAUGGUCCCAAGUCGUUCUGGCGUGUGUCUGAGUUGGAGGAGCAGAGGGAGCAGUGGGAGGAGAGGAGGAGUGCACUCAGACAGGAGUACCGCAAGAAGCACAAGGAUGCUCGGAGGAAGCUGACGUCCUCCCUGAAGAGCUGAGGAUUGUGGGCAAUGAAGUCUUUGUGUUUCAGCACUCACUGCCCUGAAUUCGUGCCUGACAGAAUUCAUGCCUGACCGAUCAUUUCUCCUUUCUUGGUGCCAAUUUUUUGGCUCGGACUGAUUGUAGCAGUCAGCAGGAUGGAGAGCAGAUGGCUGCCAAAGACAGUGAACUCAUCUGAAUGUUUAAGAUCGUCCAGAGUUUCAGAUUAAAUGUUUAUUUUAGUGGGUAUUAAUAUUUUUGAUGAGAUAUUUUGU